Panicum virgatum (switchgrass) is the source of this 3404-nucleotide messenger RNA. Its product is annotated as 1,4-alpha-glucan-branching enzyme 3, chloroplastic/amyloplastic-like. The transcript is spliced from 19 exons. NCBI's taxonomy places the organism in Eukaryota, Viridiplantae, Streptophyta, Magnoliopsida, Poales, Poaceae. Gene Ontology annotation, biological process: glycogen biosynthetic process. Gene Ontology annotation, molecular function: 1,4-alpha-glucan branching enzyme activity; hydrolase activity, hydrolyzing O-glycosyl compounds; cation binding. Bases 129 to 3041 code for a protein of 970 amino acids. The record is from RefSeq and is a predicted model, not a curated record. Gene Ontology annotation, cellular component: cytoplasm.
CUUGUUUUUUUUUGAGUAAGCUGGAUUGCUGGAAGCUUAUCCCUCCCCAAAACCUCUCACCGGGUAUCCUCACCCGCAGCUCCCGGCCGUCCUCCCUCCUCUUCGGCCCCGAAACCACCAUCGAAACUAUGGCAUCGUGCCCUCUAUUCCUCAUGACCCCGCGCUACCCCGCCGCUCUCGUCGACGCCGGCCACUACCCACCCCUCGCGGGCAGCGCCGACCUCCCAACCAGUCGUCGCCCUCGCCCUCGCCCCGGACGGCGGUAUGGUUACCGUUGCAACUCGUCUUCCUCCUCCGCGCCGCGCGACCGCCCGCCCAGACCGCGGCAGCAGAGGCAGAGGUCGCAGCGCCCCGGCAGCCGAGGUGACGCCGUCGACCCUGUGGGCUUCCUCGCCAAGCUCGGCAUCUCGGACCGCGCCUUUGCCCAGUUCCUCCGCGACCGGCAUAAGGCUUUGAAGGACCGCAGAUGGGAGUUGUGCUCUCGAUUUAUUGAUCUGAAAGAGGCGUCCUCUGGGUUUGAAUUGUUGGGCAUGCACCGGCAUCGACAGCACCGCAUUGAUUUCAUGGAAUGGGCUCCAGGUGCUCGCUAUUGUUCAUUGGUUGGUGAUUUUAAUGAGUGGUCGGCAACUGAAAACUGUGCCAGGGAAGGUCAUUUAGGACAUGAUGAUUUUGGAUAUUGGUUUAUCAUACUUGAAGAUAAGCUCAGAGACGGGCAAGAACCAGAUGAGUAUUUUUUCCAGGAAUACAAUUAUGUGGAUGAUUAUGACAAAGGUGACAAUGGUGUUGAUGCUGAAGAAAUAAUGCAUAGGAUGAAAGAAGAGUAUUGGGAACCUGGAGAAAUCAGGUCCCGCAAGUCUCAAUUAGAGAUGGUUGUUAAGCUAUAUGAGCAAAUGUUUGGCCCAAAUGGUCCACAAACAGAGGAGGAGUUAGGUGAAAUUCCUGAUGCCCAAACAAGAUACAAUGAGUGGAAAGCCUUGCAGAAGGCUGACUCUUCAAGCUUGUCUCCUUCAUAUGAUAUCAUUGACAAUUUACAGCCGUUUGACAUUUUCAAUGUUGUAACGGAUCGAGCAUCAUUCGAAAAGUUUCAAGCAAAGAAACCUCCCCUUGCUUACUGGGUUGAAAUGAGGAAGGGACGAAAAGCAUGGCUUGAGAAAUAUGUCCCAACUAUACCUCAUAAAGACAAGUACAGAGUUUAUUUUAAUACUCCUGAUGGUGCUUUAGAACGUGUUCCUUCUUGGGCUACAUAUGUUCUUUCAGAUGCUGAAGGAAAGCAAUCCUAUGCAGUACAUUGGGAACCUCCUCCUGAAGAAAUUUACAAAUGGAGAUUUGGACGUCCAAAGGUGAAGGGUUCACUUAGAAUAUAUGAAUCCCAUGUUGGCAUUAGUGGAUCGGAGCAAAAAGUUUCAUCAUUUCAGGAGUUCACGUCCAAAGUUCUUCCUCAUAUAAAAUAUGCUGGAUAUAAUGCUGUUCAACUAAUUGGCAUUGUGGAGCACAAGGAUUACUCCUCUGUUGGCUAUAAGGUAACUAACUAUUUUGCAGUCAGCAGCAGAUUUGGCACCCCGGAUGACUUUAAGAAACUGGUCGAUGAGGCACAUGGCCUUGGGUUAGUGGUGCUUCUGGAUAUUGUCCACUCCUAUGCAUCAGCAGAUGAACUGGUUGGCUUAUCGCUUUUUGAUGGUUCCAAUGACUGUUACUUCCACAGCGGAAAAAGAGGGCAUCACAAGUAUUGGGGCACCAGGAUGUUUAAAUAUGAUGAUGUGGAUGUUCUGCACUUCUUAUUGUCCAAUUUGAAUUGGUGGGUUACUGAAUACCAGAUUGAUGGAUUCCAGUUUCAUUCAUUGUCUUCUAUGUUAUAUACUCAUAAUGGGUUUUCUACUUUUACUGGUGCCAUGGAAGAGUAUUGCAAUCAGUAUGUUGACAAGGAUGCACUGAUAUAUCUAAUUCUUGCAAAUGAAAUGUUACAUGAUCUUCAUCCAGAUAUCAUAACAAUUGCCGAAGAUGCAACAUUUUAUCCUGGGUUGUGCGAGCCAACAACUCAAGGUGGAUUGGGAUUCGACUACUGUGUCAAUCUUUCUGUUCCAGAAAUGUGGUUGUGGCAUCUUGAAAAUGUUCCUGAGCGAGAAUGGAGCAUGAACAAGAUUAUGAAAGUAUUAGUAAGCAGAAACCAGAAUAUGCUCUCGUAUGUUGAGAAUCAUAACCAGUCCAUAUCAGGACGCAAGUCUUUUGCUGAAAUAAUUCUUAAUUCUGGAAAGUUCUUAAUUCGUUCUGUUGAUGAUGGUUUGAUGGAAGCUUCAUUGCUGAAAAUUAUCAAACUAAUUACUUUCACAACGAGCGGAGGUGCUUAUCUAAACUUCAUGGGCAAUGAAUUUGCACAUCCAAAUAGAGUUGAAUUUCCUAUGUCAAGCAAUGACUAUUCCUUCCGGUUAGCUAAUCGGCAAUGGGAACUAUUGGACAAGGGUUUUCACAAACAUUUCUUUGACUUUGACAAGGAUGUUAUGAGCUUGGAUGAAAAUGAAAGGAUAAUUUCCAGAGGUUCACCCAGUAUUCAUCACUGUAAUGACACAAGCAUGGUCAUAUGUUUCACAAGAGGGCCUUUUCUUUUCGUAUUUAAUUUCAAUCCUGAAGUCUCCUAUCAGUCAUAUCAUGUUGGUGUGGAUGAAGCCGGGGAAUAUCAAGAAGUGGUGGCUUCGUCUAAGCCUGCCAUAAUUUGCCUUCAGGAGAACAGAUUGGUGUCUGUUUCAUCGGUGAUGCUUCUGUCCACGGUAGGCGCUGUGUUUGAUCAUUUCGUUACCCUCCCAGCAUCCGGCUUGUCCGGCAUUAGAGGUAAGAUCGUGAUCGCUUGGCGAGGGAGCAUCUGCAGGGCGACGGGCACCAGAGUCGACUCCUACUCAGCUUCUGUGAGGUACACACUCGAGGACGGACAAGGGUGGUGGUGCAACAAGUCUGGGUGGAGUUCCCUUGGCAAGGCGGGCUUCCAACUGCUUACCCCCUCUCAACAUGAGGUGGACUUCCAGAGAUGGUGGCGGAAGGCAUCACGUUGAGUGCCGAAGCCCCAGUGUAAAGGUUUCAACUCGCUUGUGAUCCUCACGGCAUGGUCCAUUUGGAAGCUUCGCAACCGGUGUGUGUUUGAUGGCGGCCAGCUGAGGACACGGUGCUCCAAGACGUGACCAAGCGGGCUCACCUUUGGAUCCUGGCUGGGGCAAAGGCGCUAGAAGGCCUGUUGCUGUGAGGUGCUUAGGAGGGUAGACUGUUUGUUCUUGGCGCACAUGUAAAAAAAGAUUAACCCAAGCUGUGGAGUCGGGAUGUAAUCAAACGCUUUUUCUUCCUAUAAAUGCAAAGACACACAGCUCUCCUGCGUGUUUGAGAAAAAUAUCUAUACAAACUGAACAAUGACAACUGCCUAA